Molecule: messenger RNA, 684 nt
Organism: Microthlaspi erraticum
Lineage: Eukaryota; Viridiplantae; Streptophyta; Magnoliopsida; Brassicales; Brassicaceae
Source: the annotation of a GenBank genome assembly
AUGGAUUCCGAUUCCUUGAGUGAUCGUCUCGCAUCGGCCUCUAGGAGAUACCAGCUGGAUUUCUUGUCUCGAUCUGACAAUUUCUUGGGGUUUGAGGAGGUAGAAGAAGAUGACUUCAGGGAAGAGUACGCUUGCCCGUUCUGCUCAGACUAUUUUGACAUCGUCUCUCUAUGCUGCCAUAUAGACGAAGAUCAUCCCAUGGAAACAAUCAAUGGGGUGUGUCCUGUUUGUGCGGUGAAAGUGAGCUCUGAUAUGGUUGCUCAUAUAACCCUCCAACAUGCAAAUAUGAAAACAAGAAGAGUCGGAGGCGGAGUCGGAGGCGGAGUCGGAGGCGGUGGAGCUCAGUCGAUGCUGUCGAUGUUGAAGAGAGAGUUUCCUGAUGGGAAUUUCCAGAGCUUGCUUGAAGGAUCGUCGCGUGUUUUAUCAUCUUCUUCUUCCACCAGUAUAGCUGCUGACCCUUUGCUGUCUUCCUUCAUUUCACCGAUGGUUGACGACUUUUUCAUCCCCGAGUCGAGCCUGUGCGCAGAGACAAGUUCUGCCAAGAAAACUUUGAACCAGAGUUUGCCUGAACGGAAAGCUGAGAAGCAGUGUCUAUCAGCAGAGGAUCAGAGAGAGAAGUUGAAACAGAGCGAGUUCGUUCAAGGGAUUUUGAGCUCUAUGAUGAUUCUUGAUGACGACUUAUAA